Messenger RNA from Porites lobata, 6797 nucleotides. NCBI's taxonomy places the organism in Eukaryota, Metazoa, Cnidaria, Anthozoa, Scleractinia, Poritidae. The record is from the annotation of a GenBank genome assembly.
GUUUGUUCGCAAUGCACAGAGCCAUUAAAGACAUGUUCCAACGGACUUUGCGACGGUAAGGAGUGUGAGACCAACGUAACGAACAAUGCAGUUGAAGCCAUAGUGGCUAUAAUGAGCGUUUCUGUGGUGUUGAUCAUCGGUUUAGUGAUGCUGUUGGUGUACAUAUGCCUCAAGCAAGGACCCCGGUCACAAAACAGCGAUUCUACGAACGAUUCUAAUAUGAUAACGUGUGAAAACACUGCUAUUGAAAUUCCUGAUUACUUGCUUAGGAGACGCUUUUCUUCCUUAAGCACGACGUCGGGUCCACCGCCGUAUUUUAGUCUCUUUAACUUCAUUUGUAAUGAAAAUGGAGAGAUUCUUAACACUGUUAUAGGACAAAACUUUAGAACUGAAAAUCUACCACGACUCCCGAGCACGUCCGAGCAACCUCCCGAAUACGGAGUGUUGUUCGGGACGCCGCCGCCUUACGAUGUGGUUGUUCUGCGGAGUGAAUCGUCAACAACAGGUUUUGAGACACAAGGCGAUACAAGAUCGUAAACUUCGCGAGGAAACUAUAGAUUGAAUCUGGGUUUAACUUUUAGACACUGAAAUUGCUGGUUUAAGCACUUUUGAAAAACAAAAAACAGGGAUCAAUAUGAAACACACUGAAGUGUGUCGCUUUGAUCUGACGUCACCUGCACCGGUUGUGUUAUCCACGAAGGGGAUCGACAGGACGAAAAUGACGCAGAAGGUAAACUGACAAACUUGUGACUACCUUAACACCGGCUAGACUCCUUUCGUUUGAGUUUCCUUUCAGAGUAAGGAUGAUUUUACGGUAUGUCAUGUAUAGAUUUAUAGUGAAGGUUAAUUAGACUGAAUUUCGUAUCGCCAGAUUUGCGUUUUUUGGGGGGGACCCCAGUGCAUGUCUAGUUUAGAUUCAGUUCACAGUGAUUUCUAGAGGCCGGAUUACCAACUGAAGCAAGAACAAGCAGGAAGCGAAGGCGUUGUGGUGGUACAGUUACUUAAAACUGAAUAUCUACUGGUUUCAAUAACCUGAAUAACAUGCUACUCACUGAGACUUUCGUACUGUAAAUCAGAACUUAAAAAGCUUCUGAUUGUUAUAAAUGGUGGAAAUGCAGAGUAUAAGGGAGAAAAUUACAUUGAAAUAAAAACAAACAAGUGCGGGAGAGGAUACUAUCCCCUCUUGGCUACGUGACAAUUUAGCCAUUUUUUGUAGGGCCAGUGAGGCCAUCAACCCGGAAAGGGAGCGUCAAGAAGUAAGCUCACAAACGGAAAUAGGCAAAGCUUUGCGACAAUUGUUUACUUUUGGACAAUAUAUUUAAAAAAUAAAAACUUACUGGACAAAAGGCCCUAUCUAUCUGUUUAUUUACUCUGAAUUUCUAAAGAACAUUACAGAGCAGUCAUUGGGGCAUUAAGCUUAGAACAGCGUUUUACAGUAGCCUGUUCCAAGCGUUUAGAUCUUGGGGACGGCGCAAAAAGAUGUUGAAUAUUUUGAAAGCCGAUUUUGUGAAAAGGAACAAAUGCGCUAGUCUCGGGACGUACUUUGAGAUCUCUAUUCGCUUAACACGUCUUUCAAAGCUACGCGUUGAAGCUUUUACUGACAAACAAAUUCAAACAGCAUUUCAAUAAUAACAACAAAAACCGACAGCAGCUAGUAUAUGAUCUGUUCAGUGAAAAUCGACGGCAGAGAAGGUGGAACGAGUAAUACUUGCCAGUUCUUUCAUUUUUGGAGGUAAAGGAUUUAUUCGUUUGCAGAAAACAAAUAUAAAAGAUGAAUACAGGCAUAUAUAUUUUUUUAAUUCAGUAAACAGUGCGGUUUGUCGCCCGUUGCUUGAUUGACAACUUUUAACACCGGAAACUACGUUCGAAUUGCUAGCCGACAAAGUGGGCGGAAUGACCUUUUGAAAACAAAUCUCACAGGCGUUCCCUCCUCUCUCCUUCUUUUCCACUAUCCGAACGCAGCAAGCUCCGUUUUACAGUUGUGCUUAUAUAUAAAAAAAAUGUUUUAGUGCGAAGUAAGGGCCGUUUCUUGGAAAUCCUGAUACUUUUAGAAAGUAGAACAGGCAGUGUAAGUUUCAGCCCACAAACAACCGAAAAUUGAAAAAGCCAGAUGUAAUAAUACUGAUGUCCUGUCAAGAGCGUAGAAUCUUGAGUCCACCCACCCCCUUUCCCUAGAAUGGUUGCGAACCUAUGACCUGCUAAACACCAGACGGAUGCACAGGGUCCAUAAGUUUGAACUUCUUUUAAAAAUGGCAAAGUAUAAAUCCUCGUCGCUUCGCAAACUUAAUAAGCACAAUUAAGAACCUAGUCUCCUGGCCCAAUGCCGGAUCUUUACGGUUCCAAUUUGAAUUGAUUCCCGACUCCAUAUCUCCUGAUCAAGAGCUUCUACAGAUCUUCAUUUUGAAAAUAAAUGACCACUAGCAUUUCCUCGUAGGCGCAAAUGACCGUUUACUCUUAAGAGCAACGGCAGAAAGACAAGCUUUGUGAGCUUUAAGCAUAAAUAUUUACUGUUAGCCGAUCAUGGCAUCUUACGAGCCUUCAGUGUUGAGGUCUGGGGUGUAUAUGUUGUGAAACGAAACUGUAACAAAUUAUUGUCAAAGUCUUGUUGUUCGCACAACAUAGUAAUCUCCUGUGGACCCUGUGGCGGAUGCUCUAUUCACUGAACCACUAAGAGACUCACUUAACAUAACCAUGAUGCUAUUUAUUUUACUGACAUCAAAUCUACACUGUCUCAGGCUCCUGACUGUCUUCAAUUAUUGGUGUCGCCUGUUAUGGACACACUGAAACGUCACUAUCACCCUGUGUUGACUUGUAUAAUAUAGCAUACAGUUUUUAAUUCACGGCAUAUAUCUACAUUUUUUUUCUUGACGUACCCUAUAGCAUCGCUGACUCUACUAGCCAUCAUAGCUAUGCAUUCUAUCGUAUCUGCGUAAUAAAAAAAUUAAAAAGUCUCAUGUCUGUUAUAUGUAAAAACACCUCUGCACUCCCUAAAAGGAGGGUCAACUUGACUUGGCAGAGAUGAAAAGACGAGAAGCAAGAUAAGUUCAAGGUACUUUGAUAUACUUUCCCAUAAUAAAUAGUCUAAUUACUAUAGUUGCUUUGUAUGAAGAAAAUGUGGUCACUUUGCCUCGAGUACUUAUAGGAUUAGUCUUAAGUACGCAGACGCCGGGUUCCGUCAUGUGGCUGCCGAAGAACUUGAACUUUAGUCGUUUGGAGUUCUACUUCAGGUUUGCUUUUGAGAAAAACUCAAUUUAAACAAGCAACAUUCCAGUCUUUUACUCAGCUGUUAUUUACAGCCCCUUAUCCACUAACCCAUAGAAACACCCUUUUCGAAUCCGUGUUGGUGAAAUAACAAAAAGAUCUUUGCUAGACAUUUGAUUCCAGAACAACUGAAUUUAACGAUCUUCCGCGAUCCGAUCAACAUUCUGGGUUUAAAGUUGAGCAUGCAGUCAGUAAGCCUCUGAUAACUUAUCUAGUUUUUACACAGAAAUAAGUUUAAAUUCAGUAUUUUUUAAGACCUAGUAUCUUUUCCACCCUCUCUCACGAGGUUAGUCUUAUCACCUUACAGCUUGUCUGCAUUCAAGAUUUAUCCGCUUUUCUAUACAUUAGGGAUGAAUAAACGUAAGUUAUCAAGGCAAAAAGUUGAAUCUGCUUUAAAAUUACAUCCGUAAUAUCCUUAACUUUACUUGGCCUCGUGCGAUUACAUAAACCAUUUAACUGACCCCAAGAGCCAUAUGGUACUGAAUUUUCUGUUCGGAACAUAUGCUACCUAGAAUUGUAGUACCAACCUUCCAUUUUGACAAAAGGCUCAUCUUCAGUUAUUAAACACGGAAGCAGGCUGGCGGGUGGCCCCUUAAGAUACACCGUUUCUGUCUAUGGGUUAUGGUAGGCGACCAUGUUUGCCACGUAGUUAUAUAAAAGGCAACCAUGACUUUCUAAAUGUGAUAAUAUCAUCAUCGUCAGUUCGACCUGGUAUCUUAACCAUCUGUCUGGGGUAGGAAAGCUUAGGAAGCAAUCUACGGCUACAGAUGUGGGAAAUACUCGUUCCCCUACACCAAAACGGUUUAUCUUAAGGUCUCUAUCAUCACUAUUCUUCGCCCCAUUCCUCAAUUAAGAGGUCCAACAUUACGAAAUUCCAUUGACUUCUCAGCGUGAAUAGACCUCAGUUUUGUAGAAGGAAGUAUCAGUUCAGUAUCCUUUAUCGACGACAAAGAAUCUGGAAUUCGUUGCCUACUUUACUAAGUAGCUCCCAUUCCGCAUUUAAAAAAUAAUCUGAAGGGUGACUAUCUUAUUGAUGGUCUAUCAGUCGCUUAUUUUUUUUUGUUUCUGUUCACUUUGUCCUUAGCGAGGUAUUUAGCAAUAUAACUUACGGAAGCCUAUUAAUGUAUUUUAAAAAGCUACUAGCUCCGCAAGGCUUCCCUAUCACAUUGGUUUAAAAUUUAUUAAGUGUUAAAAGUUUUGUUGUGUGGGCGACGAAAUAAACAAAUGAAUAAACAACCGCCUACUUACAAGCUAUUUUGUUUGAGUUUAUUUGACUGCAUUCAGUGUUGGAAGAAAACAUAAAGCCUAUCGAUCAACAGAAUAGGACACUUCCGAGUUCCAAAAACCCUCACUUUCAAAAUGAGGCCAAGUGUACAGCCUUUCUUGUGAAUAUGUGUUUUAUUUGCAUGAGAAUGAAAAAUAUUUCCUCAUCAAAGGUUGAACACUUGAUACAGAGGCCCGGGGGAACUCGGAAAUGACCUAUUAAAUAACAUAUUUAUAACUCCAACAAGCUAUUCAUUCUUUUUGCCUUUUGGCAGCCCCGAUUUAAGCAUUUUAGGUAACGAGUUCGUACAUUCUGAUUGGCAAAAAACAGCCCUGAUUUCAGCACUGAAAUAACGUGCUCUGACAGUUGUACUUGAAUGUGUUCUAUCACCUCUUGGGCGAUCUUGUUCUUUAUAAACCCAAACGUUGAAAAUAAGGACUCGGUUAGCCUUACCAUUGAAUUAUUGUACAUUGUUUAUCUGCUCUGUUAUUUUCGCUGUCAGCAGAAUCGAGUGAAAGGGUCAAAUCUGUUUAUAGAGUUACCAUGGCAACAUUGAAAACAUAACGAACCCUGCCGUCAGCUUUAUUCAAUAAGGAAGAAAGAAUUGAGGAAGUAGGUUGUUCAAGAAAUAUUGAAUUUACUGCCAUGCUAGAUGAAACUUCUACUCUCUUACUUUUUGUAAACACCGCCAAUUCUUCCCUGCAGGGGUCAUAUAUUUAAGGAAAAAAGUCCCCGAUCUAAAUUUAGAUCAACAGUUGUAAGUUAACCACUGACCAAAGACUGACGAAAGUGAAACGUCAUAAUUAACUAGAACAAAGUGACGUAGUGUCCUUUUCUUGGUCAUUGACAGUUACUAUAUUAGAAUUAGACAUUCUUUUCCCCUUAAGUUUAUCACUUGUUUAAAAUCGAAGGGUCUGUGCUGUCUUCGAGUUUUCGUUUGAAGAAGAAAAAGGUUUCAAUGAGUUAAUACCUAUAUCUAGGUGCAAAACCGUGACUUAGGUACUUACGGUAAUUAAGCCAACAUAUAAGUACAUUGUGAGAGUUGGAAUCUUUGCUAACAUCAUAGACGGAAAAUACUUUAAUUCAGUAUUAAAAACUGACUUGUUCCCUUGCCAAAUGACCCCAAUUUCAGUUUGAAAAACUGUUUGACCUAAAUAAAACUUCUGUCUUCGUAAUCUAUGCUAAAUCAGAUGCAAACAUUUUGUUUUCCUCCAAUUUUACGUGAUGUGACUGAACAACAUUCACAUGCAAAUAAAGGGUAUUCAUUAAGACCGCCAACUGCAGCCAAGAUAUGUUCCUCGCAUCGUUUCACAUGAACAAAAAUGUAAAUUGCGGUCCACUAACCGACUAAAAUGAAAAUAACCCAACGCACUAUGACGAAGCAGAAAUUGAACUUUUGAACAAAACACAGCGAAGCAGGAUUCAGUGUUAAGUCGAGUUAAGUACGUCUGGGAUUGAAAACAUGUCUUUAGUACACAUCUUGGUAGCAGUUUAUUUCGUGAGCCAACCUGUCGCUACAAGAGGAAACGGCACAAACGAAAACAACAGCCAAGUGAUCGAUAACAUAAAGUGCGGUUUAAUGAACAUUUCUUGUGCCUUUGGAAAGGUUUGUAAAGGAGGUGUUUGCAUCGACGUCGCAAAAAAUUCGACGGAAUCCGGGCCAACGAAAAUGACUUACCAAGAAGAAAAAGACCCAACAUACGAAGUAAUAACAGACCCAACUUCUAGUACUACUUCGCGAAGGCAAUUAAAAACAGACACUACUAAGUCUCACAGUUUCAUAACCGGAAAUCAGGAAUUUGCAAUCGCAAUUGUUGGAUUCUGUGUUCUGUUCUUUAAUUUUUGCUUGAUAUCUUUCUGCCUGGGGCGAAUGAAAAGAAGACGAUUGGCGCAGUUACAGCAUCAAAGGCUCCGAGAGGCAACGCGCAGUUCUCAAGCUUCACAAACGGGGGACUGGAAUGCUGAACAACUGAACAUGGGGAUUGACAAUUUUGCGCUCAAUGGCGAGCUCGAUGCGUUCUCUAGUGAUUUUAUGUUUCCCCAAGUGCGUCUGCCACCUUACGACUUCUCGUCGGCUUACCAUAAACCCAGGCCCAUGGAGGAAGGGGACACGGUAGAAGGCGAAUUACCCAACCAGGUCAGCAUCGAUGUUGAGAACAUCGAUGAAGACCCCCCACCUUACAACGAUCAACAGUUCGAUCAUUUGAACAGCCCACCGAGCUACGAUGAAGUUUUAGUGGUUCGGAGCAACGUGGAAGAAAGCACUUCUUAA